Mesocestoides corti is the source of this 1398-nucleotide messenger RNA. Lineage: Eukaryota; Metazoa; Platyhelminthes; Cestoda; Cyclophyllidea; Mesocestoididae. The record is from the annotation of a GenBank genome assembly.
AUGACAUAUACGGACAACGAGAGCAGAGCUAUGUUUCAAAGAUUUGUAACGGACGAAAAUGAAGGCUACAAACGAUUUAGUGGAUUUAUGCAAAAGAAGGGAUCCAAAAGGGAAGCAUUUGAAGGAGUAAUGGAGCAGGAACGAACGGAAUAUGAAUCUGAGCACUGGGAUAUUAUUGAAGAAAACCAAGCAAGCGACCCCAAACCCCACGUGGAAUGUGGCGAAAUGCAGAUGCGUACGUUUCUGGAACACUUCGCUAAUUGCAUCCCUUCCGAACUGGUGGAAUGCAUCUGCAAGCGCAUCCAACACGGCGCGCACACGGACACGAAUGCGAGUGUGAAGGACGACGAGACGCCUGCAGACAUCGCGCACUCCGAUCCACGACCUAGUGGCUGUGAGGAAGGGAAUGAGGGCCAGAACCAAACGAUCGACAGCUACAGUGCGUUGGAUGUGCCAGAGGUGGAGGUAAAACAAAUCGAACACGAGCCCAAGCCCUACCUAAAAUGUUAUGAAAUGAAGAUGUGUAAGUUUCUGGAGCACUUCGCCAAUUGCAUCCCUCCAGAAUUGGUGGAAUGCAUCUGCAAGCGCAUCCAACAGGGCGCGCACGCGGACGCGAAUGCGAGUGUGAGGGACGACGAGACGCCUGCAGACAUCGCACACUCCGAUCCACGACCUAGUGGCUGUGAGGAAGGGAAUGAGGGCCAGAACCAAAUGAUUGACAGCUACAGUGCAUUGGAUGUGCCAGAGGUGGAGGUAAAACAAAUCGAACACGAGCCAGAACACCACGUGGAAUGUGGCGAAAUGCAGAUGCGGAAGUUUCUGGAACACUUCACCAAUUGCAUCCCUCCAGAAUUGGUGGAAUGCAUCUGCAAGCGCAUCCAACACGGCACGCACACGGACACGAAUGGAUGCGUGAAGGACGACGAGGCGCCUGCAGACAUCGCGCACUCCGAUCCACGACCUAGUAGCUGUGAGGAAGGGAAUGAGGGCCAGAACCAAACGAUUGACAGCUACAGUGCGUUGGAUGUACCAGAGGUGGAGGUAAAACAAAUCGAACACGAGCCCAAGCCCUACCUAAAAUGUUAUGAAAUGAAGAUGUGUAAGUUUCUGGAGCACUUCGCCAAUUGCAUCCCUCCGGAAUUAGUGGAAUGCAUCUGCAAGCGCAUCCAACACGACGCGCAAACGGACACGAAUGGAUGCGUGAAGGACGACGAGGAGCAAUGUUGUGAAGAGCCAAUGAAGUGUGAAUGCACUUCUGACGACCGUGGAGAUCAAUUUGGUCAUCAUUUAGACUGUGUCACGAUGGAGAAGCUCAUUUUCCUAUUUCUUUCUUCUCAACAUAUUUACCCAGAAAUUGUCAACGGAGUUCAAAAGUCUGUUUGCAAUUGUCAACAUUGA